This is a messenger RNA of Brassica napus (rape), 1635 nucleotides long. RefSeq names its product elongation factor Ts, mitochondrial. Lineage: Eukaryota; Viridiplantae; Streptophyta; Magnoliopsida; Brassicales; Brassicaceae. Bases 142 to 1317 code for a protein of 391 amino acids. The record is from RefSeq and is a predicted model, not a curated record. Gene Ontology annotation, molecular function: protein binding; translation elongation factor activity. The transcript has 9 exons. Gene Ontology annotation, biological process: mitochondrial translational elongation. Gene Ontology annotation, cellular component: mitochondrial matrix.
UCCAAAAUAUCCGAACCGAACCCGAACGGAUAUGAACGCCCACACCUACCAGUAACCAAACAACCUCUCAUUCGCCGUGUACUCUUCCAUUUCUAGAGCAAGCUAUUCGAUCUCCCACGACCUCAGCUUUAGGGUGCAACAAUGGCGUUUGCGAGACGACAAGUUGGAGUCUUUUUAUAUAGUGCUAGUGGUAGAUUUAGCUCCAGAAACGAGUAUUCUACUGUGGCGAGCAAGCUAGAAAGUCUGUCACAGUACAAGAGCUUUGUAUCGCCUGGAUACGCAAGCCCUUUUCGUGGUUUUGGGAAUUUCUUGAGAAGUUUUAGCUCAGAGUCUCCAGCUGUAUCUGACCAGAUGAGCCUCAUCAAGCAACUGAGGCAAAGAACUAGUGCUCCCAUUAAGGAUGUUAAAGCCUCUCUAGUUGAAUGCAACUGGGACAUUGAGGCUGCCCAGAAAGAUUUGAGGAAGAGAGGAAAAGUAUUGGCUUCUAAAAAGUCUUCAAGGACAGCUGCAGAGGGUAUGCUUGCGGUUGCUCAAAAUGAUGGUAAAGUUGCUGUCAUUGAACUAAACUGCGAGACAGACUUUGUUGCUAGAAACGACAUUUUCCAGUACUUGGCUUUAGCUAUGGCUAAACGUGCUUUGCUGGUUGAAGAUAGUUCUCAGCCAUUUUCUGGUGUCUUCCCAUUUGGGCCUGAGCUUCUUGAGGAGUUGAAGCUUAAUCUGGAUCAUCCCAAAGUGAAUGGCGAAACCACGGUUUCAAACGCUGUUACAGAAGUAGCUGCGAUAAUGGGUGAGAAUGUCAGAUUCAGAAGAGGUUUCUUGCUGUCAAAACCUUCAGCAGGUGUCCUCUCUGCAUAUCUCCACACAAGUCCCCAAACAGGGUUGGGUCGUAUAGCUGGGAUUGUAUCUCUCGAGGUAGAUGGUGACAAUACUCAACUAGAGGCUAUUCAGCGUGUAGGCUCAGAAAUAGCCAUGCAUGUUGUAGCAGCAAAGCCUUUGUUCUUAAGCAAAGACCUUGUUUCUUCAGAAGCAUUAGCAAAUGAACGGGAGAUACUAAAGUCUCAGGCAGAAAGUACAGGCAAGUCUCAGAUGGCCAUAGAAAAGAUGGUGGAAGGACGUCUCCGUAAAUAUUAUGAAGAAGUUGCUCUGAUGGAGCAAAAGUUCAUUGUGAACGAUUCUAUAAACAUAAAGACACUGGUGGAUAAUUUGUCCAAGGAGGUGGGUUCUACUGUGAAGGUUGCCAAUUUUCUGAGAGUUGAGGUUGGGGAAGGAAUCGAGAGACUUGAAGCAUCUGAUGAACCGGUUGCUCAAUCUGCUUGAAGGUGUGGACAUGGUGGUUAGCUCUUUCUUUUGGCUCAUUAGGUUGGCACACCCAUCACUCACCACGUGGUUUCUAACUUCCUAUGCGGGCUUCAGAUAUACAGAAUGUUGGGCUUUCCUUUCUCUCAUAUUUUGUUGGUAUGAAAACGUGAGUUUGCCCACACAAUAAGAGCGUGCACAUUGCUUCUUCAGUCUUUGGCUUCAGCCUUGGGAAGCUGUGUGACAAAAAAAAUAACAUCAUUAUAUUUAGGAAAUUUAAAGAUAGACUUCAAUGUGAAUAAAAUGAACUAUAUAAUAUAUUGUUUAUAUUUUUAUAAA